This is a messenger RNA of Caenorhabditis briggsae, 882 nucleotides long. Gene Ontology annotation, cellular component: Golgi apparatus. Gene Ontology annotation, biological process: calcium ion transmembrane transport; Golgi calcium ion homeostasis; manganese ion transmembrane transport. Lineage: Eukaryota; Metazoa; Nematoda; Chromadorea; Rhabditida; Rhabditidae. Bases 1 to 882 code for a protein of 293 amino acids. The transcript has 6 exons. Gene Ontology annotation, molecular function: calcium ion transmembrane transporter activity; manganese ion transmembrane transporter activity. The record is from RefSeq and is a predicted model, not a curated record.
AUGCGGCUCUCACUGGCGCCUCUUCUUCUUCUGGCACUGUUUAUUCAUCAAUCAGUUGCCGAUAAUGAUAUAGGGAAAGAUGUAGACACUGUGGAUGUGAAGAUGGAUGAUGCAGCCGUAGUGGAGACCAUUGGAGAGGAGGCGAAAUCAGAGAAGAAGAAAAUCUCCUCCCAAGACAUCUCAUUCUAUCACGGAUUCCUUGCCUCGUUCUCAGUGAUUGUUGUGUCUGAACUCGGUGAUAAGACCUGGUUUAUCGCUGUGAUUAUGUCAAUGCGGCACUCUCGUCUUACUGUAUUCUCCGGUGCCAUGGGUGCGUUGGCACUGAUGACAGUGUUAUCAGCGUGUCUAGGAUGGGUAACCCAAGUAAUCCCCCGUGCCGUCACCUACUACCUCUCCACGGCUCUUUUCGCCCUAUUCGGUCUCAAAAUGCUCCAUGAAGGAUGGACAAUGUCCCCCAACGAAGGGCAGGAGGGAUUCGAAGAGGCGCAAGCAGAAGUGGCAAAACGAGAAGGAGAACUAGACGCUAGCAAAUUCGAAAUGCUCGAAGGAGGAGGUGUAGCCCCUCAAUCGGAAACCAAAAAGAUCUUCCUAUUCACUUCUCGAAUUUUCAUCGAAGCCUUCACCCUUACGUUUGUCGCCGAGUGGGGAGAUCGAUCUCAGUUAACUACGAUUAUUCUUGGAGCUAGAGAGAAUAUCGCCGGUGUGAUUGGCGGAGGAGUACUUGGACACGCGCUAUGCACUGGUAUUGCAGUGAUUGGAGGAAAGAUUGUCGCCCAGAGAAUAUCAGUAAGAACUGUAACCCUGAUCGGAGGAGUCGUCUUCCUGCUCUUCGCCCUCUCCGCCCUCUUCAUCAACGACAUUGAAUCGGCCGUUGACUCGUAA